UUUCAAAAGAACAGAAAGGAACGAUAUAAACCGUUGAUUUUUUUUUGUAGUUGUACCUAACCAGUUCAGAACUUUAUUUUGUUCGUCGGGAACAGUGGAAUGGAACGGGGAAAAAAUUAUGUUUUUCUUCAGAACGAAGAGACUGGAAAAUAACCCCUGGUCCAAGCACAGUAUAGGCCAUUUUUCUAUCUAUGUUGUUCACUCUGAAACGUACAGUUUCACUGAGCCUGAGCCUGUGCCUCCCUGUUCUAUAGAUUCUAUCAAGAGGUCUGGAUUGUAACCAUGGUUGUUGAUCCAAGCAGGACCUUUGGGCUACAUAGCAGCCCUCACCCUGCAGGACAGCAUGUUUACCCUCUCAGGGCUACAAAGACCCCAUUCACCGGUAACAGGAAGUUACACGCUGCCUGCCACGUCAGGUAUUCUGCGCAGAACGGUGUAUCUGUUUGCUCAUGCAUUCAAAACUAGUCUACACAUUACCCAGUGGCAGAGAUCCUUAUCUCUCCUGACAGAGCAGAGACAAAGGAACUUGAUGUUUACCUGAGAACGGGCCGACUGGUUUUUCUCACAGCCAAGGGACAAAGGAGAAGGACCGUAACUUUUCUCCUUGGAAUCCCAGGUGAAAGACAUCCGUUAUUCUGAGUUCUAGACUACACCCGGUGAAUAGAGAGAUCAGUUAUUCUGAGUUCUAGACUACACCCGGUGAAUAGAGAGAUCAGUUAUUCUGAGUUCUAGACUCCACCAGGUGAAUGGAGAGAUCAGUUAUUCUGAGUUCUAGACUCCACCAGGUGAAUGGAGAGGAGAAUGUGACAGGGAAGUGGACGUUACGUUUCUAGAACUUCUGGAGUUAAUGUAAGAGGGUGCUGGAUAACUUAAUGGAAAUAAGGACUGGAAGUUUGACUGGAUUUCAUGGAGAUAACUCAGUGGCUCACCCAGUGGGUAACAGGGGGUCGUUCUACCUCUCCCAGAGCUGCUAAGCGCCCCGGACUGCGCCGAAGCAAAACGCGUAGAGGGACUGUUCUGAGAACGUCAUGUUUCGCUGCUCUCGGUGGUGCGCUCUUUUUCCUCCUUGGAGUGUGUUUGCUCAAUCUGCCGGACCCGCGACAGCAACCCUUCCCUCUGACUGAAGGUGAACCCAGAGAUGUCACCCUUCUGCUGUGGACGCACCCCUUCGGCCGUUACCGUAGACUGCCGGACUGUGAGGCGCGCUUUGGAAUCCGUGGGUGCGUACUGACCGACGACCGGCGCAUGUACCCUGGGGCUGACGCCAUCAUCAUGCACCACCGUGAGAUAACGACCAAUGCCACGGCGCUCCCGUCUGACCCACGACCCCGUGGCCAGAAGUGGAUCUGGAUGAAUUUUGAGUCCCCGUCUCACACUCGUGGCCUGCGGCGGUUCGAGGGCGUGUUCAAUCUCACCAUGACCUACCGUGCAGAUUCAGACAUAUUCCUUCCUUAUGGCUACCUGGUGCCCCGCCUUCACCCUCAGGCCAACGCCCUCCCACACACACGCCCCCGACGGCCCCACCUAUUGGCCUGGGUCAUCAGUAACUGGUCGGAGUCGCAGGCCCGCGUGGCGUAUUUCCGUCGGCUGGUUAACUACGUUGACGUGGAUGUGUUCGGGCGCGCAGGCGUGCCACUGCCAGAGGACAGCACUGUGGUGCGCACGGUGAGGCAUUACCUGUUUUAUCUGGCGUUGGAGAACUCCCAGCACCCCGACUACAUCACUGAGAAGCUCUGGAACUCCUUACUGGCCGGGGCCGUUCCUGUAGUUCUCGGGCCGCCGCGGGAAAACUACGAACGCUUCCUCCCCCCUGAGGCCUUUAUCCAUGUGGACGACUUCCCCUCUCCCCGCCUGCUCGCCCAAUACCUGUUGCUGCUACGCCGGAGCCCUGCCCUCCUGCAGAGACACCUGGCCUGGAGGAGGAGCUACAGCGUACACCUGACUGCCUUUUGGGCGGAGCAUUACUGCACUGCGUGUCGAGCCGUGCGGAACCACAGACUCCGGACUGACACCAUCACCAACCUUCAGCGCUGGUUUGAGUCCUGACCUCAGUGUGGAACCACAGACUCCGGACUGACACCAUCACCAACCUUCAGCGCUGGUUUGAGUCCUGACCUCAGUGCGGAACCACAGACUCCGGACGUACACCAUCACCAACCUUCAGCGCUGGUUUGAGUCCUGACCUCAGUGCGGAACCACAGACUCCGGACGUACACCAUCACCAACCUUCAGCGCUGGUUUGAGUCCUGACCUCAGUGCGGAACCACAGACUCCGAACGAACACCAUCACCAACCUUCAGCGCUGGUUUGAGUCCUGACCUCAGUGCGGAACCACAGACUCCGGACGUACACCAUCACCAACCUUCAGCGCUGGUUUGAGUCCUGACCUUUGACUGGUUUCUGACCUUCUGAUAUGUGAACAUGAGCAGGGACCCCAUAGCAACUGUCUUUAACGACAUCUAGCAGACCGUGGUUCACGGGAAUGAACGUUUUGUAACAUCAUUGAACUGUGAUUCACUUGGUCUGUUAGUUAUUUGUAUUUGACAGGUUUCAGUAGUGCUAUGAAGUCAGUUGUGUCAGACUGUAUAAGAAACAUAGACAUUUUGCCUCGUGUGUGUGUGUGUGCGUGUGUGUAUGUGUGUGUGUGUGUGUGUGUGUCUGUGUGUGUGUGUUGUUUGACGUUUGACAUUCCUAAAACUAACGGACGGGGCAGUGGGAUGGGUUAAACUCCCCCAGCUAACUCUCAUGGCCAUGCUAACCCCAGUAGCCUUGAUACUGCCCUGACAUGAUCAGCUGACCAGCUGCUACUUCUCCCGUCUCACUAGACAUGGGCCAAUCAAAGGAGAUUCCUGACACAAACACACCAGCAGCUACUUCCAGCACAAUAAUCCCCUCAUACAUAUUGUCUAGGCUACUAUAUAUUUACAUGUAUUUCUUUCCUUACUUGUCUGGUGUCUGAUUUGAUUCAGUUGUUUCAGUCCAAGAUAUUUCAGAGUUUAAAAAAAAAAAAACUUUUUUUUUUUCACUACAUGUGACAAUACGAAUGUAUACAAUUGUAAUAAAUUAAACUUGAUCUUGACUUGA
Molecule: messenger RNA, 3084 nt
Organism: Oncorhynchus tshawytscha (Chinook salmon)
Lineage: Eukaryota; Metazoa; Chordata; Actinopteri; Salmoniformes; Salmonidae
Product: alpha-(1,3)-fucosyltransferase 4
Exons: 1
Coding region: 907-2046 (379 amino acids)
Cellular component (GO): membrane
Molecular function (GO): alpha-(1->3)-fucosyltransferase activity
Source: RefSeq, a predicted model, not a curated record